This is a messenger RNA of Populus nigra (black poplar), 459 nucleotides long. RefSeq names its product low affinity inorganic phosphate transporter 8-like. The record is from RefSeq and is a predicted model, not a curated record. The transcript is spliced from 2 exons. The coding region runs from base 1 to 459 and encodes 152 amino acids. NCBI's taxonomy places the organism in Eukaryota, Viridiplantae, Streptophyta, Magnoliopsida, Malpighiales, Salicaceae.
AUGGCCAGGGUUCUUGAAAAGGACUUUACUAUUGAUGAAGCAAGUUCCCUCAUACCAGAAAUUGCAAAAGAGUUUGUUUACAAGCAUGGUACUCAACUUCUUGGGACAGCCAGCACCUGGUUCCUAUUGGAUAUUGGUUUCUAUACUCUCAAUUUAACCCAGAAAGAUGUAUACCCAGCUGCUGGAUUGCUUAAUAAGGCCUCCUCAAUGAAUGCUUUAGAGGAGAUGUACCAUCUCUCCAAGGCAAUGUCCUUAAUCGCGCUUGUUGCAAUUGUUCCUGGUUACUGGUUUACUGUGUUCUUCAUCGAUAGGAUCGGAAGGUUCAUAAUCCAGCUUGGCGGCUUCCUUCUGAUGUCCAUUUUCAUGGCAAUUCUCGGAUUCAAGUAUGGGGAUCUUAGAGGGGAGAAAAAGGCAUGCGGCCCAGAUUCGAAUAAGGAUUUUUUGUGGGUCUUGCUGUGA